This is a messenger RNA of Panthera uncia (snow leopard), 2189 nucleotides long. RefSeq names its product NFE2 like bZIP transcription factor 2 (gene NFE2L2). NCBI's taxonomy places the organism in Eukaryota, Metazoa, Chordata, Mammalia, Carnivora, Felidae. The record is from RefSeq and is a predicted model, not a curated record. The transcript is spliced from 8 exons. The coding region runs from base 112 to 2118 and encodes 668 amino acids. Gene Ontology annotation, cellular component: nucleus. Gene Ontology annotation, biological process: cellular response to oxidative stress; regulation of transcription by RNA polymerase II. Gene Ontology annotation, molecular function: DNA-binding transcription factor activity, RNA polymerase II-specific; RNA polymerase II cis-regulatory region sequence-specific DNA binding.
UCACAUUCUCUGCUCCCGCCCACCACAUCCGCCCGCCCUCCGCGGUCACGCCUGGGACGGCGAGCACCUGCCAAGCAGUUAAAGAAGUUUUCCCUCUAGUCUUACUGAACCAUGGCACUACCUCCCAACACCAGCAAUCACAUCUCCUUGAAGCCUGAAGAGCCCUCAUGGAAUCAGGUGUGGACUUGUGGAAGGACUCUGUCAGGCCAUGACUGUCAGAUGGCAGCACAGAUGAAAAAAUGCCAGAAAAGCUUGGAGCCAACUGACUUCCAAAGCAACAAGCAGCUAUCAACUGCCUACCCUCAGCUCACCCUUCUUUUUUUUUUUAAAGUGAAAUCUAAGGACAUGGAUUUGAUUGACAUACUUUGGAGGCAAGAUAUAGAUCUCGGGGUAAGUCGAGAGGUAUUUGACUUCAGUCAACGACGGAAGGAACAUGAGCUGGAAAAACAGAAAAAACUUGAAAAGGAAAGACAAGAACAACUCCAAAAGGAGCAAGAGAAAGCCUUCUUUGCUCAGUUACAACUAGAUGAAGAGACAGGUGAAUUCCUCCCAAUUCAGCCUGCCCAACACAUCCCAUCAGAAACCAGUGGAUCUGCCAACUACUCCCAGGUUGCCCACAUUCCCAAACCAGAUGCUCUGUACUUCGAUGACUGCAUGCAGCUUUUGGCAGAGACAUUCCCAUUUGUAGAUGACAAUGAGGUUUCUUCAGCUGCAUUUCAGUCACUUGUUCCUGAUAUUCCCAGCCAAAUCGAGAACCCCGUCUUCAUUGCUCCUAAUCAGGCUCAGUCACCUCAGACUCUUGUCACUCAGUCAGUCAUUGCUGAUUUAGACAAUAUGCAGCAGGACUUUGAGCAAGUUUGGGAGGAGCUACUGUCCAUUCCAGAAUUACAGUGUCUUAAUAUUCAAAAUGACAAGUUGGUUGAGACUAGCACGGUCCCAAGUCCAGAAACCAAAAUGACAGAAAUUGACAACAAUUAUCAUUUCUACUCAUCGAUGCCCUCACUGGAAAAGGAAGUAGGUAACUGCAGUCCACAUUUUCUCAGUGCUUUUGAGGAUUCCUUCAGCAGCAUCCUCUCCACAGAAGAUUCCAGCCAGUUGACCGUGAACUCAUUAAAUUCAGAUGCCACAAUAAACACUGAUUUUGGUGAUGAAUUUUAUUCUGCUUUCAUAGCAGAACCCAGUAGCAGCAAUAGCAUGCCCUCCUCGGCUACUUUAAGCCAGUCACUCUCUGAACUUCUUAAUGGGCCCAUUGAUGUUUCUGAUCUAUCACUUUGUAAAGCCUUCAACCAAAACCACCCUGAAAGCACAGAAUUCAAUGACUCUGACUCUGGCAUUUCGCUGAACACGAGUCCUGGCCUGGCAUCACCAGAACACUCAGUGGAGUCUUCUGUCUAUGGAGACACACCGCUUGGCUUCAGUGAUUCUGAAAUGGAAGAGAUAGAUAGUGCCCCUGGGAGUGUCAAACAGAAUGGUCCUAAAACACAACCCGUACAGUCUUCUGGAGAUACAGUCCGACCCCUGUCACCAUCCCCAGGGCACAGUGCUCCAGUGCGUGAUGCCCAGUGUGAAAACACGCCCAAGAAAGAAUUGCCUGUAAGUCCCGGUCAUCGAAAAACCCCAUUCACAAAAGACAAACAUUCAAGCCGCUUGGAGGCUCAUCUCACAAGAGAUGAGCUAAGGGCCAAAGCUCUCCACAUCCCAUUCCCUGUUGAAAAGAUCAUUAACCUCCCUGUUGAUGACUUCAAUGAGAUGAUGUCCAAGGAACAAUUCAACGAAGCUCAACUGGCAUUAAUUCGAGAUAUACGCAGGCGGGGUAAGAAUAAAGUGGCUGCUCAGAACUGCAGAAAAAGAAAACUGGAAAAUAUAGUGGAACUGGAACAAGAUUUGGAUCAUUUGAAAGAUGAAAAAGAAAAAUUGCUCAGAGAAAAGGGCGAGAAUGACAAAAGCCUGCAUCUACUGAAAAAACAGCUUAGCACCCUGUAUCUUGAAGUCUUCAGCAUGUUACGUGAUGAAGAUGGAAAACCUUACUCUCCUAGUGAAUACUCCCUGCAGCAAACAAGAGAUGGCAAUGUGUUCCUUGUGCCCAAGAGUAAGAAGCCAGAUGUGAAGAAAAACUAGAUUUGGAAGGAUCUGACCUUUUCUGAGCUAGUGGGUUUUUUUUUUUUUUUUUUUGUACUGUUAUACUAAAA